Messenger RNA from Ochotona princeps (American pika), 5109 nucleotides. It is a transcript of the gene SPHKAP, whose product is annotated as SPHK1 interactor, AKAP domain containing. NCBI's taxonomy places the organism in Eukaryota, Metazoa, Chordata, Mammalia, Lagomorpha, Ochotonidae. Bases 1 to 4944 code for a protein of 1647 amino acids. The transcript has 11 exons. Gene Ontology annotation, cellular component: cytoplasm. Gene Ontology annotation, molecular function: protein kinase A binding. The record is from RefSeq and is a predicted model, not a curated record.
AUGGGGUUGAAGGAAAGAAUUAACACUUCGGAGGUCAAAACCUUCAUGAGAGGGGCACCAUUAAAACCAGUUCUUCGCAGCAACAGCCUGCUUGAAUCUACAGACUACUGGCUGCACAAUCAGAGAACGCCCUGCCAAAUUGGUUUUGUGGAAGACAAGUCUGAAGACUGUGCUUCUGUCUGUUUCGUGAAUCUGGAUGUGAACAAGGAUGCCUGCAGCAACGAGCACCUGCAGCAGAAAUUGGUCAAUGUUUCACCAGAUCUUCCAAAACUUAUCAACUCUAUGAAUGUCCAACAGCCAAAAGAAAAUGAAAUUGUUUUGCUAAGUGGGCUAGCAUCUGGAAAUCUUCAGGCAGAUUUUGAAGUUUCACAGUGCCCUUGGCUGCCAGAUAUCUGCUUGGUCCAAUGUGCAAGAGGGAACAGACCAAACAGUACCAAUUGCAUCAUCUUUGAAAUCAACAAAUUCUUGAUUGGUCUGGAACUGGUGCAGGAGCGGCAGCUCCACUUGGAGACAAAUAUCUUGAAACUGGAGGAUGACACAAACUGCUCCCUGUCCUCCAUCGAGGAAGACUUUCUCACUGCCUCAGAGCACUUGGAAGAGGAGAGCGAGGUGGAAGAAAACAGGAAUGGCUAUGAACAUGUGAAUGUCUCUGUGAAUGUUUUGGAAAGUAAAAAGUCAAGGGAAGUCAUCCAGGAAGAAUGGAAUUAUAGGGAAAAGUUGCUGUACAAACUUGGAGACAAAUACCUUAGCAAAUACCAUACAGCACUGGGGAAGUCAGAAGGGUCGCUAGAAAACCGAGCAGAAAACAGCGCCUUCCAUGGUCUAGAUCCCUCAGCCAGGCCACCACAGUGGAAAGGUGAAGCUGAAGGAAAUGAGAGAUCUGCCACUAGUCACUGUUAUGCAGAAACUCUUAAAGGACAAGUAGAAAAGCCACAGGCACCCUAUUUUCCAAGUGAUGCUUACUCUGCCAUGAUGGUUAAGAAACACACGCCUUCUGCAGGUGGCACCACCACUGAACAAGGCAGAAACCUAGACCUGGGAGAAUAUAAACAUAGAAGAAACUCUCUUCCUCCUCUACAUGAUGGAGAAGCCACAACUGGCAAGUACGCAACAAAUCUUGCAGAAUCUGUGCUGCAGGAUGCAUUUAUAAGGUUAUCUCAGGCUCAGUCAACAUUGUCCCAGGAAUCUGCACUCAGUGUUUCUGCAGGCAGCACACUGCUUCCCAGUGCUUGUUCCACAAAAGAUGGUGUGGUCCCUCGUUCAUGGAAUGAGCUCCCCAAAAUUGUCAUUGUACAGAGUCCAGAUGGCAGCGAUCUUGCCCCCAAGCCAGGUGUCCCCUUGGGGCCUGAGGUGGAAGUCUCAACCGAUACCUCAAGCAUCGUGUCUGGAGAAAUCUGCAACAGACACCCUCAGAGUGCUCUAGAAGUGGCUCUGGCCUGUGCAGCCACUGUGGUUGGAACCAUUUCCAGUCCCCAGGCCACAGAAAAAUUCACGAUGGAGCAGGAAGCUCUGGUAACAAACCAUCCACACGGAGGCAACGGAGCACCACAUACUCCAACAUACCGAGUGCUCAGGGAGCCUUCCCUCAGCACCUACUCCUUUCCAUCCGCUCUGUGUGGUAUGACUCAGGUGGCUAGUGCAGUGGCUGUCUGUGGUCUAGGAGAAAAAGAAGAGGCGCCAUGCCCUGGGGCUCCUGUUGGCUUCUUACCUACAACUGAAGGUUCUGCAGCAAUCUCAUCCCUGUGUGGUUCAACGUCGGAGAAUAGGGUGGAUCUAGGGGAGCAGGCCAUCGCAGAGGCAUUGCUGCAGGAAGCUGCUAUGGUUUUAACAAGGCCUGAUGCCUACAGCAGCAUUGGAGACCUCAUAGACUCUGUGAAUAGGCGAAUCAGAGAUGUGGCUUCAAAGCCUCAGACCCUGUGCUCAGACAGUGUCCACAGAAAUGAGCUGGCACAGACCCUGUCCAGUGUGAUCCUGAAACAUUGCAUUGAUGAAUUUCUCCAGCAAAACACAAUGUCCCCCAGCGAUGGUAGGCAAUCCUCCGAAAUCCUGGAUGCCUUAAUGGCAAACACAAGUCAACUACUCCUUGAUGUGAUGUGCCUCACUUUCAAAAGGAUGAGCCCCAUCGUGCAGGAGGGUGAAUGUUCCACUCUUGUUUUCAAGGAAAUCAUCCAACAAGAGACAGAAACACCUGGCCAAGCAUACACAGAAGCCACAGACUCUGCCAACAGCCACCCACCGAGCAAUCUUCAUAGCCCUUGUCACGCCAUCCAUGACAAAACUGGGGCCCCCACACUGCAGUCUGAAUUGUCACAUACUCACAGAAUGCUCGAGUCUUUGACCACUAAGACAUCCCCCAAGAAAACAUACUUACAAGGAAUGGCCAGAGAUGACACAAAAGCCCCUCAUCCAAUGCCUUGCCCCACUGACAGUGAACGCAGACCCUCUGUGGCACCAACAAGGGCACUGACCUUCAGUAAGUAUGAAAUGGAUUGCCAAGAUGCUAAGGACAGUAUCAGUCCAAACACCCAAGACAAACACAAUGAUCUUGCACCCCAACACCACGGAGUUCAAGUUAACUUAUCCUUAUCAGGUAAUGAUGUAUUGCCUCCUGACCAUCCUGGGCAGCCAGCAAAGAACAUGGGGAUAUACUGCAUUACAGAUUUUGCAGAGGAAUUAUCAGAGACCAUUGUCUCCAUGGCAACUGAAAUUGCAGCAAUUUGCCUUGACAAUUCUAACGGAAAACAGCCCUGGUUCUGUGCAUGGAAAAGGGGGAAUGAGUUGCUGGUGACACCAAACGUACCCUGCCGAUCAUUGAAGAGAAGGAAGGAGAGCCAGGGCGGUGGCACCACGGGGAGAAAGCACAGGCCACCGCGGCUCAGUGAGAUCAAAAGGAAAACCGAUGAGCACCCAGAACUUAAAGAGAAGCUCAUGAACAGAGUUGUGGAUGAAUCUGUGAACCUUGAGGACAUCCCAGACUCUGUCAACACUUUCGCAAACGAGGUGGCAGCCAAGAUCAUGAACCUAACCGAGUUCUCGGUGGUGGACAGUAUGUGGCAAGCCCAGAGUCUUCCCCGGAAUCGGUUCCUGAGUGGUGACAGGUGGAACCGGCUGAAAGCGUCCAGCUGCGAAAGCAUUCCGGAGGAGGACUCUGAGGCCAGGGGCCACGUCAACAGCCUGGGCUUGUCGAGCACCUUGAGCCAACCAGCCAGCAGAGCCAGCUCUGUCUCCAAACAGUCAAGCUGUGAGAGCAUCACGGAUGAGUUUUCCAGGUUCAUGGUGAACCAGAUGGAAAAUGAAGGCCGAGGAUUUGAGUUACUGUUGGAUUACUAUGCCGGCAAGAAUGCCAGCAGCAUUCUGACUUCAGCAAUACAACAGGCCUGUGGGAAAACUGAGCAUCUCAGCGUGAAGCCAAGCUGUCCCUCGAAGCAAUCGAGCACAGAGAGCAUAACAGAGGAGUUCUAUAGGUACAUGCUGAGGGACAUGGAGAGAGAAAGCAAAGAGGGCAGCUCUUCCAGACGCAGCAGCCAGGACUGGACUUCCGGCUUCCUGUCUCCUUCUUUGAGAUCCCCAUUGUCUUACAGACAGUCAUCCAUGCCAGACAGUAGAUCCCCCUGUGCCAGGUUAACCGUGAACGUGCCAGUCAAGGCCAACUCCCUGGAUGGCUUUGCCCAAAACUGCACACAAGACUCCCUAAGUGUUCAGCCAGUCAAUAGCGUCUCCUCCUCAGGUCUCUGCAAAUCCGACUCCUGCUUGUAUCGGAGAGGUGGGACUGACCACGUCACAAACAUGUUAAUCCAUGACACAUGGGCGAGCUCAAUAGAGGCCCUCAUGCGAAAGAACAAAAUUAUCGUGGAUGACACAGAGACAGGUGGCACUGAGCAGGCUUCCGGUGAGUCUCUUAGGCACAUGGAGAAGUGUGCAAACCGAGCCGCUGCAAGCAGAGGGAAGAGCGGGCCAACAUUGCUUGUGCAGGAGCCUGUCAAUGCCCCUGGGAAAGACUUGGCAACAGAAAGCAAACAUCCAAACAAAACUGGUCCUCUUACAAACCACCAGAGCUCUGACUCUCCAAAACCGACACAUUCAUGCCAGGUCACAGCCCCUCCCAUGCACGACAUGAGAUCCCUCUGCUCACAGGAAGUGCCUUUGAUUCAGAUUGAAACGGACCAGAGAGAAAAGUGUGUUGGAGAAAACACUCUUCUAGAGGAAGCAGAUGGGCCACUGGACCAGCAAAAGACCACAGAGGUAGCCAGGGAUGGAGACGCAGCCCUGCGCACAGGCCAGCAUUCUAGCAACAGCCUCAAUGGCAGAGGCGUACCAGAGGCUGAAAUCUCCGCAGAAGCCAGACUUCCCGAGGAGAUCCCCAGCCCUCCCAGCAGCAGUGAGGCGAGCACGGGCAGCUGGUCGCAGCUGCUCAAUGAGGAAGACAACCCUGAUGACACAAGUAGUUUUUUGCAGCUCAGUGAACGAUCCAUGAGCAAUGGCAACAGUAGUGCCACUAGCAGUCUUGGCAUUAUGGAGCUGGACAUUUCUCAGGAAAGCAUGCCAUCUUCUGCCAUGAUUCAUGAAUUAGCAGAAGAGAAAGAGAUUCCUAAAGGACAGUCAGAAAACAUCAAGGCAUGUGACUCUGCACCACCCGUGGGAACAUCCAGUCACCAAAGGAGCCUGCUGGUGAUCAACUUUGACCUGGAACCCGAGCGUCCUGAUGCUGAGCUGAGAGCCACUCUGCAAUGGAUAGCUGCCUCUGAACUUGGGAUUCCCACAAUCUACUUCAAGAAAUCUCAGGAGAGCAGAAUAGAAAAGUUUCUAGAUGUGGUGCGGCUGGUUCAUCAGAAAUCCUGGAAAGUGGGAGAUAUCUUUCAGGCAGUCGUCCAGUAUUGCAAGGUGUAUGAGGAGCAGAAGGAUGGGGCCCCAAGUCUCUUUGAUUGGCUCUUAGAAUUGGGGUGAAGCAGCACAGCCUGAGAGAGCAUUCCCUCCCUUCAUGUCAGCUUAGAUGUAUGUGGCUUAUGUGGUUUGUUCUAAAUGUGCAAAGCUUUAUCAAAACAUCACAUGACGUUAGCAGACACAAAAAAUUGUCUCCUGCUCAAGUCACGUCAAAUGGAAUAAAUUUGA